Molecule: messenger RNA, 2070 nt
Organism: Temnothorax curvispinosus
Lineage: Eukaryota; Metazoa; Arthropoda; Insecta; Hymenoptera; Formicidae
Gene: TSG101
Product: tumor susceptibility gene 101 protein
Exons: 8
Coding region: 327-1589 (420 amino acids)
Biological process (GO): endosome to lysosome transport; protein modification process; protein transport
Cellular component (GO): ESCRT I complex
Molecular function (GO): ubiquitin binding
Source: RefSeq, a predicted model, not a curated record
CCGCCUUCGUAGUCGAUGAUCGAACGACGGCGGUGAUGCUAAAUUAUUCAUGGACGGCUCUGAUGUUCUGAUAGUUCCAUCUUCAUCACAGAUGACGUUUCGUGGAUGACAGAUUAGUGGACUUUUCGCGACUGCCCUUUUGAUGAUCUCAUCGCGCCACAAAAAUUCCCUCAAGUCGGUCGAUGAUAACGCAAAACUUCAUGCGCGCCCGUUGAUCAUCGCGUACAUACCGUCACAUUACUGCGUCUGUAAAAAUUAAUUCUGAUUAGGUACGUCUGAUAGGGAGAUAGCAGGGGCUCGUCAUUAUCUCGACUUUGCCACGCUAAAUGGUGAAAAUGACACCACUGGAUGAGGGGAGGAUCAGACAGGGCCUGUCUAAGUAUCAAAGUCCAGACAUAACAAAGAAGCAUGUAAUAAGCGUCUUGAAUCUGUACAAAGGCUUGGUAUAUAAAAUCGAGCCUUUUGUUUUCAAUGAUGGCUCACGCAAAGAACUACUCAACUUACAAGGAACUAUACCAGUCGUCUACAAAGGCUCUUGCUACAAUAUUCCAAUCUGCAUAUGGCUGAUGGAUACGCAUCCCAAUAAUGCACCUAUGUGUUAUGUCAAACCGACAGCAGAUAUGCAUAUCAAAGUCAGUAUGUUUGUCGAUCACAAUGGUAAAAUCUACUUGCCGUAUCUUCAUGACUGGGUGCCUCACAAUUCAGAUUUGCUUGCUCUAAUUCAAGUUAUGAUUGUUACCUUUGGGGAACAGCCUCCGGUUUAUGCCAAGACAAGAUCAGAAACGCAACAGAGUUCAACGCCAUACCCUGUUCAAUCAUUCAUGCCUGUACCUGGUGGCGGAAAUGUAUCGAGUUCUGGUUUCCCUCCAUAUCCACCAAAUUCUCAAUACUCCGGCGGCGGCAAUGUGUAUCCACCAUAUCCGCCUACGGCAUCCGGGGGAUUCCCGUAUCCAAGCUCUUAUGGUUCUUAUGCAGGAACCACGCCCAGUUACCCGGCGCAAGGCUACAGUGGUCCAUAUCCACCAUAUCCGCCAGCCACGCAACCGUCGCCGACGGUACAACCAAAUUCCGGAGGAUCUGGCACGAUCACGGAGGAGCACAUAAGGGCAUCUUUGCUGUCCGCGGUAGAGGAUAAGCUCCGACGCCGACUUAAGGAACAGUUCUCACAGUUACAGGCUGAGCUCGAGACGCUGCGACGAACGCAGCAAGAGCUAACGAGCGGCUCGUCGCACCUAGCGGAUCUUUUCGACAAACUCAAGAAAGAGAAACAGGAGCUCGAGAAAAACGUGAAUAUCUUGCAAGAUAAAGAGUCAGAGUUGGAAAAAGAAAUCGGCAAACUGUCUGAUAAUCAGUCGAUAGAUGUCGACGAAGCUGUUACUACCAUAGCGCCGUUAUAUAAACAGAUGCUAAAUGCUUUUGCCGAAGAGGCGGCCACGGAGGACGCUAUUUACUAUCUCGCCGAGGGACUGCGAUCCGGCACUUUAGAUCUUGACGCGUUCCUGAAACAAGUUCGACAACUAUCGCGCAGACAAUUUAUGUUGAGAGCGCUAAUGCAGAGAUGUCGACAGAAAGCCGGUCUGGCCGGUUAAAAAGUAUCCUCCGUGCGUUGUUUUGUCCUAAAGCUGCAAUAUUCCAUUUUGUUGUAAAAUAUCUCAUUGUGCUAGGCAGCGAAAAUGGAACAUACAUAAUUUAUAUCGGCGUCGAAAAACACAGAAGAUUAUUUUAUCGACAAUAAACGCCAUCUUCUCCUUACGGUGUAACGAGAGGAAAACUGUGUUUUACAUGAAAAAGGAAAAAAAAACAUUUAACAGAAUGUAUAUGUUCUUGCAGAUACAGUAAUUAUAGCACGCGUUCAAAUAUGAAAAUAGAUAUAAUUCUUUUCACACGGAAUUAUAUAUUAUCACUAUGAUAUUCGCAUGAAUAGAUUAAUCACGCUGUAGUCUGUGUUCACAGAAAACGAGUGCGAACCUUUAUUUUCUUGAGGUGCCACAGAACUUGUGUACCUGUAUUACAAACUUCAUGCCUUCAUUGUGAUAAAGAUUGAAUAAACUUAUGCACAAUAUAAAAUAA